AUUUCAUCUAUCUUUGAUCCACAGGAGACUUCUUAUCCCGUGAGACAAUCUUACAUUCGUUCUUUGCGCGUUGUACAUUACUUGUUGUGUAUAUCUUUUUGCAGCAUUUGAUAGCCAGACCGGCUAUCAUCCAUUCGCUAUCCUCCAUUCUGGCGCUGCAUACUCUCCACCCCUUUGCGGACUCCGGCCCAAAGCGAGCAACUUCCCCGAGAGGCAUUGAGUCCAGCGCGAUUUAGAGACUUCUUAUCUCUCCUGGCCAUCACGGAAUCCCCCAGCGGUUGACAUCACGGAUUUUGCAAUCGGGAUUUGUCCAGAAUAAGGCGUGUUGGACCGAAUCUACGUUGUGCUGCAGCGAUUGGAGUGCAUCAUGGCGGUGGCCGGCCUUGCGCGCAACGCGGCGAUGGUCCGCUGCGGUGCUGGUUCGGGGGUGGUGAUGAGAUCUACGUGCCCCUCCUCCGGUGUGUCAUUAUGGCCCACCGCCACCUUCCCACAGCAGCACGCGAGCAUAGCAGCGACCAACAGCUUCCAACCAACACGCGUCUUCUCUGCCUUGACCGCUCCACUCUCGAACUCAUAUUCCACAUCCUCGUCCUCACUCUCUCCACGACAACACCCCAUCCCCAUCCCCACCAACACUCAAGCAAUCUCUCUUCAAUCGAGAUUGCUUUGGCGCAAAGCGAGACUUCUACAACCCUCAAAGAGACACUGCUCACAUCGACGAGCUAUGUGUAAACGCGAGGUCGACGUCGAGGGCACGAGCGUGAACAUCAGCGCUGCUCGUGAGGUCCUGCCUACCAACGUCAAGCCUCUGCACUACGAUGUCACCCUCGAGCCCAACUUCGAGACAUUCAAAUAUGAGGGUACCGUCAUCAUUGACCUCGACGUCGUCGAGGACACCACCUCCAUCUCACUAAACACCCUCGACAUCGAGAUUCACGAGACCAAGGUGUUGUCCGGCUCCAAUGUCAUCACUUCGUCGCCAAAGGUGUCCUUCAAUGAGGACACUCAAACCACCAAGGUCGAGUUCGAUCAGAAGAUCUCCGCUGGUUCAAAGGCGCAACUCGUGCAGAAAUUCACGGGUACGCUCAACAACAACAUGGUGGGAUUCUACCGAUCAUCGUACAAGGGAGAGAACGGCGAAGACAAGUACAUUGCCACAACACAGAUGGAACCUACCGACUGCAGAAGAGCAUUUCCGUGUUUCGAUGAACCUGCGCUCAAGGCGACCUUCACCAUCACCCUCGUCGCUGAAGACAAGAUGACGUGCUUGAGCAACAUGGACGAGGCGGGAACUAAGCAAGUGGACACUGCAGGCGGAAAGAAGAAGGCCGUGACCUUCAACAAGACCCCUCUCAUGUCGACCUAUCUGGUUGCCUUCAUUGUGGGUGAGCUCAAGGUACACGAGAACAACGACUUUCGCAUUCCCGUUCGAGUAUACUGCACACCUGACCAAGACAUUGCCCACGGAAAGUUCUCUGCCGACCUUGCCGCGAAGACUCUGGCAUUCUACGAGAAGGAGUUCAACAGCCCAUUCCCUCUGCCAAAGAUGGACCAGGUCGCUAUUCCCGAUUUUUCUGCAGGCGCCAUGGAGAACUGGGGUCUGGUUACUUACCGUGUGGUCGACCUGCUGUUGGACGAGAACAACGUGAGUGCUUCGACCAAACAGCGUGUAGCAGAGGUUGUUCAGCACGAGUUGGCACAUCAAUGGUUUGGUAACUUGGUCACAAUGGACUGGUGGGAAGGUCUGUGGUUGAAUGAGGGUUUCGCGACCUGGAUGUCAUGGUACUCUGCCGAGCGCUUCUACCCCGACUGGAAGGUGUGGGAGGGUUAUGUCACCGACAACCUGCAAUCUGCGCUUGGUUUGGACUCGCUCCGAAGCUCUCACCCGAUCGAGGUCCCAGUGAAGCGCGCAGACGAGAUCAACCAGAUCUUUGACGCCAUCUCAUACUCCAAGGGUUCUUGUGUCAUUCGCAUGAUCUCGAAAUACCUCGGCGAGGAGACCUUCAUGAAGGGCAUCCAAAAUUAUCUCAAGAAACAUGCCUAUGGAAACACGCGCACUGAGGACCUCUGGGCUGCUCUGACUGACGCUAGCGGCAAAGACGUGGAACGUGUGGCAGACAUCUGGACCAAGUACGUCGGUCAUCCUGUGGUCAGCGUUUCAGAAGACGCAAGCAACAGCACCAUCACCGUCAAGCAGAACCGAUUCUUGCGAACUGCCGACGUCAAGCCUGAAGAGGACCAGACCUUGUAUCCGGUCAUCCUGGGUCUCCGCACCAAGGACGGUAUCAAUGACGAUCUUCGACUUGACCAGCGUGAGCACUCGUUCAAGGUCCCGGACUUGAACUUUUUCAAGCUCAACGCCGACCACUCUGGUAUCUACCGCACAUCAUACACCCCUGAACGUCUACAAAAGCUUGGAGAGAACGCAAAGGCUGGCUUGUUGACCGUACAAGAUCGUGCCGGUAUGAUUGCCGAUGCGGGCGCGCUUUCUGCUGCUGGUUACUCCAAGACCGACGGCCUUCUCUCUUUGUUGAAGUCUUUCGACACUGAGAGCGAAUUCGUCGUCUGGGAUGAGAUCGCUGCUCGCAUUGCCACCAUUCGGGGCGCCUGGACCUUCGAAGAUCAAAAAGUCAAAGACGCUCUCAAAGCAUUCCAACGUGAUCUCGUCAGCGAGAAGUCCCACCAAUUAGGCUGGCAAUUCUCCGACUCGGACGGCCACAUUGAACAGCAAUUCAAGGCCUUGCUCUUCGGCACCGCCGCCUCUGCCGGUGACGAGCAAACAAAGAAGGCUGCUUUUGAAAUGUUUGAGAAAUUCGCCGCUGGUGACCGCACCGCGUUACACCCCAACCUUCGCGCCAGCGUCUACUCAAUCGUCCUCCAAUACGGCGGCGUCAAGGAAUACGACGCCCUCGUCAAGGAAUACGAAACCGCCAAAGCCAGUGACGAGCGCAACGCUGCCCUCCGCUCCCUCGGCCGCGCAUCCCACCCCGAUCUCAUCCAACGCACGCUCGCCUACUCCCUUAGCAAGCAUGUGAAGGAACAGGAUCUCUACCUGCCUUUAUCCGGCCUGCGGUCCCACGUCGAGGGCAUUAACGCUCUGUACGACUGGUUCACCAGCAACUACGACCUCCUCCGCGAGAAAUUGCCCCCGUCUUUCACCCUGUUUGGCACGGUCGUCAGCAUGUCCACGUCUGGUUUCACGAAGCCUGAGCAACUUGCGAAGGUGGAGAAAUUCUUCGAGGGCAAGAGCACGAAGGGCUUUGAUCGCAAUUUGGCCCAGACCUAUGAUGCUGUUAAGGCGAAGAUCGGCUGGGUCCAGCGCGAUGCAUCUGGCGUGGAGAAGUGGUUGAAGGAGGAGAAAUAUCUUUAGAUAGAAGGUAAACUCUCGCACGUCGGCGCGAAUAGCUAGCUACUGCUAGAGAGCGAAAUGCAAGAUGAAAAAGCUGCAAUCCCGUUGUUGUUUCUGCUGACUCGUCAAUUCGUUCUCUCCUAGUCUCUAUCCUACGAAGUGCUGCUUCUCGUCAUUGUCUUCACGCCGUCAUGCGAGUCGUCACGCUGAAAAGAGAAAUUUCACGGCAGCUCGGUCUGAUAAACUACAUGAGGGUAUGACUUCAGCCGUCACUUUGAUCAGAUUGCUUCUCGUCUUGGAAAUCUAGAAAUCUCAAAACAAAAAAUGAAAUAUAAAAGAAUAUAUGCUUUGCAUUCAAAAUCAAACAAAAGAAGUCGCUAUCUCUCUUUCAACCAAUCCCUAACAAUCUUCGCAUCCAGAUGUGAAUACACACCAAUUCCUCCUCCUUCUACUCUUUU
Messenger RNA from Dissoconium aciculare CBS 342.82, 3807 nucleotides. RefSeq lists its product as uncharacterized. The transcript has a single exon. The record is from RefSeq and is a predicted model, not a curated record. Gene Ontology annotation, cellular component: cytoplasm. NCBI's taxonomy places the organism in Eukaryota, Fungi, Ascomycota, Dothideomycetes, Mycosphaerellales, Dissoconiaceae. Bases 368 to 3370 code for a protein of 1000 amino acids. Gene Ontology annotation, biological process: proteolysis; peptide catabolic process. Gene Ontology annotation, molecular function: metalloaminopeptidase activity; zinc ion binding; peptide binding.